Molecule: messenger RNA, 1876 nt
Organism: Gilbertella persicaria
Lineage: Eukaryota; Fungi; Mucoromycota; Mucoromycetes; Mucorales; Choanephoraceae
Product: concanavalin A-like lectin/glucanase domain-containing protein
Exons: 7
Coding region: 36-1763 (575 amino acids)
Biological process (GO): cell surface receptor signaling pathway; cytoskeleton organization
Cellular component (GO): cytoplasm
Molecular function (GO): protein binding
Source: RefSeq, a predicted model, not a curated record
UUUCUUUUUUCUUUUCUUUUCUUUUAUUUUUUAAAAUGACUUCCACUUAUCAUUCAGCUUUUCCAGCACUUUAUUCUACUGGAUUUAUGCAGCAAAAGCAAAGACAACAAACGGAAGUUGUACGUUCUUUAGCACCUCCUAAAUUUCCAAGUUAUUUGAAACAGACACUGUAUGGAAAACUCAUAUGGGAACAAUAUCAUCAAAGAAAACACGAAAAAGAACAAGAACAACAGCUUGAAACAUUGGAUUUACGUUUACCUACCUUUUGGAAUGCCAAAGACAAGUCGAAAAAUAUACAAGUAGGCAGUAAUGGAUUAGAUUUAUCUUAUAUUGGUCCUGGAAAGCAAGAGACCCAUGCUGCUUUAGCCAGAUCGAACUUCCCUAUGCGACCCCAAUGUGGCGUAUUUUAUUUUGAAAUGAGAGUGAUAUCCAAAGGAGAUGAUGGUUAUAUUGGCAUUGGGUUUUGUGCAGCUACCAAUAAAUUAGAGAGAUUGCCAGGUUGGGAUCCUGAUUCUUGGGGAUAUCAUGGUGAUGAUGGACACUCGUUUGCAGGAUCUGGCACAGGCAAAAACUAUGGACCUUGCUUCUCUACAGGGGAUGUCAUUGGCUGUGGUGUCAAUUUUGCAGACAGUUCAGCAUUCUAUACGAAAAAUGGCAAGUUUCUCGGGUAUGCAUUCACCAAGAUGAAUUUGAGUAAAGAUAUCUUUCCUGCUAUUGGGUUGCGUACACCGGGUGAACAAGUAACAGCUAAUUUUGGACAUGAGCCCUUUGUGUUUGAUAUUGACCAGUAUAUCAGGGACCAACGUAUGCAAUGGAUAGACGAAAUAACAGCAAAAGAAAAAACGACAAAGCCAGUCAUGGAUCAAUUGAUCUUGUCUUACCUGUUCCAUCAUGGAUAUACAGGGACUGGUAAAGCACUGAUGCAGAAUACGGGUCAUAUUUCAGGUCAACAGCUUAGUUUAUCGCCCACAGAUAACUCAAAAACCAAUGGACAGAAAGACAUGGAAGAGCGACAAUUGAUUCGAUCUGCUAUUAUACAUGGUAACAUUGACGAAGCUAUCAGACUGAUUCAUCUUUAUUUUCCUGGUGUCUUGCAAGAAGAAGGUCGAGGAAAAGAACUCCAGUUAUGGUUGAAAUGUGGUAAAUUUGUAGAAAUGAUGCGUGAUUAUUGCAACAUGUCAAGAAAAAUACAAGACGAGACACCAUUGCCACCACCACCAUCACCGCCAACCAAUGGGCGUAGACUUAGUUAUGCUGCUAUUGCUGCAUCUUUAUCACCCUCUAGUAGUUCUGAAUUACCUAAAGAAAUGACAGAAGUGGAUUAUAGAAGUACGGUCAAUGUAUGGGGCAAGAGACCCAUGGAGACCCAUGAGACAGUAGACACAAGCAGUGACGCUGCUCAGUCUCUUACACGAGUAAUGCAAUACGGAAAAACAUUACAAGAUGAGUACCGUCAUGAUACCCGAGAAAAAACAAGAGCCAGCCUUGUCGAAAUCUUUUCCCUGUUGGCUUAUCCUGAUCCUUACUGUAGUCCUGUGGCUUAUCUGAUGAAUAUGAGUAGAAGAGAUGCAUUAGCUACUGAAGUUAAUGCUGCUAUUUUAGCUUUUCAACAUCGUCCUGAAAUGCCUGCUAUGGAAAGAAUUUAUAGACAAGUCAUUCUAUGUAACAAAGAACUCGCUUGUUUAGGUCAUGGUCAAUCCUCUCUGAUCAAUAUAGAUGAAUACAGUGUGAAUCCAACUGAGAGGCAUCCAGAUUAUCAUUGAAAAUAAUAAAAAAGGAAGGGAGAGUCUCAUCCAAUCAAAUGUCGCUGUAUAGUGGCUUAAAUCAAGAAAAAGUAAGAAAAAAAACAUAAUUUUUUUUUCUCUCUCUCUCUCUC